ACCCGCCGCCCAUCCCAACACCCGCCCACGCAGAAUGAAAAAAAGGCUGUACACCUUGCCCAACAAAUUUGCUCCACCCGCAUGGGCGCCGCCCGGGAACAUGGAAGGGCCAACAUGUGCUGCCCGAGGACAUAAAUACGCGGCCCUCCCCCGGCGCUUUGGCCAUCUCCUCCUCCAACCAGCCCGUUCCGUCUCGGCCUUCCUACUCUGCUCUGCCCUUGCCCUGUCCUUGCCCUAUUCUUGCCUGCCGUGCUCUGCUCGCCGCCAGUCCUGCUGUCCGACCAAGACCAUCCAUCGCAAGACUCUGUCUAUCCCAUCCCGUACACCCAACCAGCCAUCCCAACAGCCAACCAUCCCAACAGUCAAGCAAAACCAAAAACCAAAGCCGAAAACCAAGCACCUUGCUCCCGCAUCCAUGAACUACUACCCCAACCGCCCCGUCAGUGCACCCUCCCACUUUGCCCCCAUCUCGCCCAACACCUCGCCUCGCAUGGAGACUGCACCUUACCACCCGCAGCCUGGUAUGAUGUCCUAUCCUCACCAGGAGCCCUCCUACCCGCUCGUCAAGACCGAGCCGCCUCAACACCACCCGGCCAUGUUUCCGCCCCAGUAUCUCGACUCGGCCCCGUACUAUCAGGACAAGCGUCUGGCCAGCCCUCCCUACCGCAGCGGGCCCCCGCGGUACACCCCGCCCGGCGAACGCUCCGAAAAGGAGAUGCUGCGAAAGGUUUCCCACUCGGCCAUCGAGCGCCGUCGCCGCGAAAAGAUCAACCAGCGCAUCCUGCAGCUCAAGAGCAUGGUUCCUGCCUGCGCCAACCAGGACAGCAUCCACAAGCUCUCGAUCCUCGAGUACACCAUCGAGUACAUCUACUCGCUGCACCAGCAGAUCGACUCCCUCUCGGGCUCCUCUGCUGCUGCCUCGGCCAAAUCCUCGCCGCACGAUCCAUCGUCUCCCGCCCAGCAGCCCGUCACCGCCGUUCUGCCUGCAGCCCAGGCCGCCCUGUCGCAGCCGAGCCCGCCAGUCUCGAGCACGCGCGGUCGCAGCCUGAGCGUGCAGAACCUGCUCAUAUAGGCCACCUCCGCCAUCGCACACACCCCCCCUCUUAUCUAUUGUUUCUCUGCUCUAUAGACAGAUGCCCUCGCCUCCUUUAUUUGAUUCCCAACGUCCGUUUUGCCCUCGGCCGGGUUCCAUUUUUGCCCUUUCCUUCACUGUACAUACUUUUUAUUCUCUACCACCCUCGAAUUGUUUCUCUGUUCUCGAGUGCGAUCUGCUGGUGUGUCUGGUUGGCAGGACCAAUCCAAUCCAUCGAAUACAACAAAUGCUUCAGUCCAUA
Molecule: messenger RNA, 1334 nt
Organism: Polychytrium aggregatum
Lineage: Eukaryota; Fungi; Chytridiomycota; Chytridiomycetes; Polychytriales
Exons: 1
Coding region: 35-1072 (345 amino acids)
Molecular function (GO): protein dimerization activity
Source: RefSeq, a predicted model, not a curated record